Molecule: messenger RNA, 609 nt
Organism: Truncatella angustata
Lineage: Eukaryota; Fungi; Ascomycota; Sordariomycetes; Amphisphaeriales; Sporocadaceae
Product: endoribonuclease L-PSP
Exons: 2
Coding region: 101-517 (138 amino acids)
Source: RefSeq, a predicted model, not a curated record
AAAUUCCAAUUGCUUCAGCCCGGAUUUAUUCCACUAUCCUUAUCACGAGUGCAUUCGAAAGUUGGCAGGUUAGGGCACAUAGUUCCUGGACGACAGAAAAAUGGCCCGACAAUUCGUUAGUUCCGGAUCGUCUUUUGAACAGCGAAUCGGAUACUCUCGUGCUGUAGUGACAGGAGAAUGGGUAUUUGUGUCCGGAUGUACUGGAUACGACUACAAAACCGGCGAAAUCUCCGCAGACGUUGUCCAACAGACAGAGCAAACAUUCAAGAAUAUCGCGGCCGCACUCCACGAGGCUGGCGCCAAUGUGGAUGAGAUUGUGAGAGUCAGGUACAUCCUGCCCCUUCGCGAGGACUUCCCGAAGUGCUGGCCGGUGCUAACGAAAUGGCUUGGAAAUGCACGCCCGGCCGCCACUAUGAUCGUUUCGGGUCUGCUGGACGAGGCCAUGAAGAUUGAGAUUGAAGUGACGGCGAAAAAAGGGUCGGCACAUGCGGAAAGUGAUGUGACCCCCACGGCUUAAAAUGGGAAACACAGAUCAGUUCCGAUGUCUGGCUGUUGAAAAAAUUAAUUUUAUCGAAAAUAAUUUUUGUUUACAUGCCCGUUCCGGUAGCC